Molecule: messenger RNA, 11873 nt
Organism: Hypanus sabinus (Atlantic stingray)
Lineage: Eukaryota; Metazoa; Chordata; Chondrichthyes; Myliobatiformes; Dasyatidae
Gene: ccdc170
Product: coiled-coil domain containing 170
Exons: 13
Coding region: 82-2478 (798 amino acids)
Source: RefSeq, a predicted model, not a curated record
AACCCUGGUAACAGUGCGGCCGGACAGAUCGGUUCCCGAGGGAUUACUUUAAAUCUGUCGGCGCAGGAAGGCAGGUUCCCGAUGUCCUUCUCCAGAGGGAUAGACUCGGGCUCUGCGGUCCCGGAGCUGAUCGAUGUCAACAGUAACCGGGCGCUGCGCUCGCUGGCGUGGACGGGCGCCCCGGCAGCCGGUCGCCCUGUGCCUGAGCUGCAAGAGCAACUCAGUGCAAUGAAGAGGCAACUGGCCGAGAAGGAGGAGUUAAUUGCUACCCUCACUACUGGGAGGAGUCGGAACCGACUGGAAACUCACAAGGGGACAUUUGAACCUCUGGUGGAAAUCCCUGUGUCGCGUGAACAGCUGAAUCACCAUCGGGUAGCAUCUGAGACAGCUCGCAGUGAGCUGGCCGCCUUGCAGCUCAAGUAUAAAAGUAGUCAAGCUGAGCUCACAGAUACUUGCAUGAAGCUUGCAUCCCGAGAGAGCUACAUCCAGGAACUAAAGGCAGAAAUCGAAAGCUGCAAGGCAGACAAUACAAGGCAGGCAUCUCUUAUUGGCUGCCUGAGGGAAAGGAUCCUGGAAUCCGAGGAGGAGGCUGGAACGCUUCUCACAUCAAAGUCUCAGUCGGAAAUAGCUCUGCAGGACUUACAGAAAGAGAACAGGGAUCUUCAACAGAGGAAUACAGAGCUGGAAAACAAACUCAGAAAAAUAUUAACAGAGCAGGAUGAGGUCAGGCUACAAGAUACCAGAAGAGUGAAGCAGUCUGAUGAAUUUUUGAUGAAGCUCACCCGUGCUGUUAAUAUGGAUUAUAGAGGAGCAGAUCUGGAUUCCCUUGUAUCACAGAUCGGAGAGCUGUACCAGGAAAACUCCAGAAAAAGUUCCCAGAUUCUGAGCUUGGAGGAAAAUAUUCGUGCCCAUGACAUGGAGUCAAAAGCCAGCCGGGAAACUAUCAUGAGACUCGUGUCUGAGUUGGGGAGGGAGCAGAAAGCAGUUGCCUCUUAUGUGCAAGAACUGGAGACCCUUCGUAAGGAGUUAGACAACACCAGGGAUGAUAGACUGCAUGCUGAAAGAGGGAACAGGAUCUUGCAGGGCAGGCUGGAUGAAACCCAGCGAACUUGUGAAUCUUUGAAGUUGGAGCUGGGAAGGUGGGAGCAACGUUCCAAGGAGCUGGAUGGAAGUUUGCUGACCAGCGUGUCCGAUGCCAAAGCAGUUAAAGGUCAUUUGGAGGCAUUCAAGCAUCAGCUGGCCUCGGUGCUCAGCAGAACAAAUAUAGUGGUCCAGCCCACUGAGGAAGCUAUCCGGGAAAGAAUCUGUGAAAUUUGCAACAGUGAGGAAGAUAAGAGGAAGGCUGUAUCUCAACUGGAGGAGAGCACCGGCAGGCUAACAGAGCAACUGGACAAGCAAGUGGGUCUACACCAAGCUGCACUGCAGCGCUCUGGCAAGGCAGAGCAAAGGCUCUUGGAGCUCCAGCAACGAGUUCAGUACCUGCAGGAACGCAUGCUGGACGGGGACGUGCUUUGUGAUGCCCUGAGCCAGGACAAGCAGAAGUAUCUGAAAUUUUUGGAGCAAGUCACAGAGAAGAUGAAGCUGGAUGAGAUGACAUCAGAGAUUGGCUUUGAUAUGCAGCUAGACACAAUCCUUGCCCGGGCUGAUCAGCUGGUUAAAAUGGAGAGCGAAGCCAUUGUUGAAAACAAGACUCUGACGUACAACCUGCGAAGAAAGCUUAAAGCACAGAAAGAGAAGUUAGAGAGCAAAGACCUGCACAUGGACUUGCUGAGGAAAAAAAUUACCCAGAUGGAUGCAGAGAAACAGACUCAAACUGCCCUGGCAGUGGAGAGAGAUGAAGCCAACCUUACUGUGCGGAAAUUGCAGAAAAAGAUGGAAAACCUCGAGAAGGAGCUGCACUCAGCCCAAUCCUAUGGCAUGGCUCUGAAGGCAAAGCUGUCUGACACUCAUGAGCUCAAGAUUAAAACGCUGGAGCAAAACAAAAUGAUUGAGGAGCUGAAUAAAUCUGUGAAGAAGCUGGAGAAGUUAAAACAGGAGGCCACAGCAAAGCUAAAUAGCACAAAGUCAGAGCUGGAUUUCACUGAGCUGGAGGCAAAGGAGGAGAAAGAUCGAGCUCGGAACAUACUGGAGGCUGUUAGCAGUGAGCUAAAGACUCUGAAACAAACCCUGGAAGAAGUGGCCAAAAGGGAGAGACAGCUGGUGAAUUUCAGAGAUGUUGUCUCACGGAUUUUGGGCCUGGAUGUUAAAACUCUUGCACUUCCUGAUUAUGAAAUAGUAAAAAGACUUGAGAGGCUGGCCCAAGCUCACCAUUCUUCAGCCAUGACUGCACUGUGCCUCGAGAAUUCGAUGGAUAAGUUAAACCAGGGCUAUGUAGCGGGAUGUGAGGCAAGGCAACGGUUGGCUACCAGCCUCAACUAUCCAGGCCCCAAGCCAGUAUCAGCAUUGCCACCAAGAAGACUGAAGAGUGCCUCACCGUGAGAAGGUUUUUUGAUCUGAAUUGAUGAUCGUAUGUACUACCUGACUGAUGUCCAUAAUGACUGCUUCAAAAUAUCAACACCUUUCCGGAUCCCUCUGUUCUUUUAGUGAUCUUCUAAUCAGAAGCUACCCGAGAUGCUGCUGUCGGUGAUCCUCAUAAGGGUGUGGGUUCAAGUCUCACUAAAGAGACUAAGGCACACCAUCUUGUGCAGGCCACAGGGAACGCUGCAGUUUUGGAGUUUCCUUCUGCCCAGUGAGAUUUUAAAUUAUUACACUGUUUACUCUUUCCAGAUGACAUAAAGGUUGUCCAGUACUAUUCCGAAGAAGGGCAGGGUUUUUCUCCUGACCAAUAUCAAACCCUCAGCUAGAUCUAUCAAGUGGCUUCCCUCUUUUUUGUUUGCGAGACUGUAGUGUGAAAAUUGGCUGCAGCUGGUAGUUGGUGUACCCGGUGUUGCCUCCUCAGCAUUGGUGACACCUGAUGCAAGUUGUGGGACAGCCCAGACAAGCACCAUCACUCUAUCUGCCACGAAAGGCAGGAUCUCCUGUCACUAUCCAUUACAAUCUGACGUCCCAUUCCCAUCCUGACGUGGUUGUUCAUGGCCGCUCGACUGCUACCAUGAGGCCAAACCCAGAGCAGCACCUCAUAUUCAAUUUCUCCAACUUUGGUCAUUUGUGCCCUCUACCCUGCUUCUCUCUUAUUCCAUUCUCAUCUGAAUUAUUGUCUCACCCCUUCUUUUCUUUUCCCUGUCCAUCGCUGUCCUUGGUGCCCCUCCUGCUUCUCUUUCUCCCAUGGUCCAUUGCCCUCUCCUAUCAGAUUCCUUCUUCUUAAGCUUUUUACCUCUACCACCAAUCCCCUCCCUCACCCACCCUCCCCAUACCUCAUCUGGUCACUCCUACCACUACCCCCACCUUCUUAUUCUGGCUUUUGCCCCCUUCCUGUCCAGUGCAGGUGAAGGGUCUCGGCCCAGUUAAAACUAUUUAUUCCACUCCAUCGAUGCUGCCUGGCCUGCUGCGUUCUGCCAGCAUUUUGUGUGUGUUGCUUGAAUUUCCAGCAUCUGCAGAUUUCCUCAUGUUUGCAUCAAUAGAAGUGAGGUGGUUUUGGUGAUGGACUUGGCUGUGUUGAUAACACUUUACAAUUCUCUGUGGUAUUGGGCAGAGCAAUUACCAUACCAAGUAGGAUGCAUUGGGAUAGGAUAACAUUGCAGCAGGAAGGUAUGAGUGUCAGACCAGAGCAGACAAUCUUAAGCCAAUGCAGUUACUAGCACUUUUGUGAGUGAAGCGUAAUAGAGGCUGGAGGUGCUGGGUGAGUUCAGCGAUGUCAAUGUGUGUACAACAUUCGCCAAGUGCCCUCUGCUUGAGGUUCUGUGCAGACAAGGCCUAUGGGAAUGAGCAAAAAGGCCUCGGCCAGAGAUACAUCCACCUUGAGAUUUCAUGGCAUCCAUCUUCUUUCAGUCAGCUACCUUCUUUGACAAGCUCUCAUUGCUGAUUAUCCUAGUGUAGCCUCUGCAGCUCCCUGACCCAACAUCUGCUCAACAUUUCUCCCAUCACUGGUCCAACACCCCUCCCCUGACCACCACUUAUCUUCCCAUCCCACUUCACAGCCAGAUGCGCAGUCGACAAUGGCACAUGGCACCAUCUUUUAUUUCUUCAGCAGUUUGAUCAGGGCACAACUGUGCAAGUGUGGGCACCAGCCAGUGAGAACAGUGGGUAGAGUUUAAAAGGAGUCAGCUUUAUAGAGCGGGCAUUGAAGGAGUGGGUAUUGGAAGAGAGGGAGACAGAGUAGGAAGGCUUUUCCUCAACGUGGCUUCAGCGAUAACGGGUCGAAGCGAGGUAGGUUGCCUGUUUAGAAUACAGACAGGAAGAAUGUGUGUGAGGCCGGUGUUCUGUACUUGGUGUCAGAUGUGGGAAGUCCGGGAGACUCCCAGCCUCCGGGAUGGCCACAGCUGUGCCAGGUGCGUCGAGCUGCAGCUCCUUAAGGACCAGGUUAGGGAACUGGAGAUGCAGCCCGAUGUCCUUUGUCUGGUCAGGGAAAGUGAGAAGGUGAUAGACAGGAGCUAAAGGCAUGUAGUCAUACCCUGGCCUCGGGAGACAAAUAAGUGGGUAACAGUCAGGAGAGGGAAGGGCAGGAGUGAGAGGCUAGAGAGUACCCCUGUGGUUGUACCCCUUGACAAUAAGUACUCCUGUUUGAUUACUGUCGGGAGGGACAUCCUACCUGGGGAAGCAACAGUGGCUGCGCCUCUGGCACAGUCUGGCCCUGUGACUCAGAAGGGUAGGGAAGGGAAGAGGAUGGCAGCAGUGAUAGGGGACUCUAUCAUUAGGGGGUCAGACAGGCGAUUCUGUGGACGCAGGAAAGAAACACGGAUGGUAGUUUGCCUCCCUGGUGCCAGGGUUCAUGGUGUUUCUGAUCGAUUCCACAAUAUCCUGAAGUGGGAAGGAGAACAGCCAGAGGUAGUGGUACAUUUUGGUACCAACGACAUAGGCAGAAAAAGGGAGGAGGUCCUGAAAACAGACUACAGGGAGGUAGGAAGGAAGUUGAGAAGCAGGGCCACAAAGGUAACCUUGGGAUUACUGCCUGUGCCACGUGACAGUGAUUAUAGGAAUUGAGUGGAGGUGGAGGAUAAAUGCGUGGCUGAGGGAUUGGAGCAGGGGGCAGGGAUUCAGAUUUAAGGAUCACUAGGACCUCUUUUGAGGCAGGAGUGACCUCUACAAAAAAGGACAGGUGCACUUGAAACUGAGGGGGGGGGAGGGGGUCCAAUAUCCUGGCGGGGAGUUUGCUACGGUUAUUGGGGAGGGUUUAAACUAGAAUUGCUGGGGGUGGGAACUGAACUGAAGAGACGGAGGAAGAGGCGGUUGGCUGACAAAUAGAGAAAGCUUGGAGACAGUGUAAGAGGGAGGAUAGGCAGGUGAUAGAGAAGGGAUGUGCUCAGACCGAAUGUUUGAGAUUUGUCUAUUUUAAUGCAAGGAGUAUUAUGAACAAAGUGGAUGAGCUUAGAAUGUGGAUCAAUACUUGGAGCUAUGAUGUUAUGACCAUUACAGAGACUUGGAUGAUGAAGGGACAGGAAUGGCUGCUUCGAGUACCAGGCUUUAGAUGUUUCAGAAAGGACAGGAAGGCAGGCAAAAGAGGUGGGGGCUUGGCACUGUUGAUCAGAAAUAGUGUCAUGGCUGCAGAAAUGUACGGAAGAAAUGUGGCAAAUGUUCAGGAGAUAUUUGCGUGGAGUUCUGCAUAGAUACGUUCCAAUGAGACUGGGAAAGGAUGGUAGGGUACAGUAAACGUGGUGUACAAAGGCUGUUGUAAAUCUAGUCAAGGUGAAAAGAAGAGCUUAUGAAAGGUUCAAAAAACUAGGUAAUGAUAGAAAUCUAGGAGAUUAUAAGGUUAGCAGGAAGGAGCUUAAGAAAGAAAUUAGGAGAGCCAGAAGGGGUCAUGAGAAGGCCUUAGCAGACAGGAUUAAGGAAAACUCCGGCAUUCUACAAGUAUGUUAAGAGCAAGAGGAUAAGAUGUGAAAGAAUAGAACCUAUCAAGUGUGACAGUGGAAAAAUGUGCAUGGAAACGGAGAAGAUAGCAGAGGUACUUAAUGAGUAGUUUGCUUCAGUAUUCACUACGGAAAAGGAUCUUGGCGAUUGUAGGGAUGACUUACAGCGGACAAAAGCUUGGGCAUGUAGAUUUUAAGAAAGAAGAUGUGCUGGAGCUUUUGGAAAGCAUCAAGUCGGAUAAGUCACCAGGACUGGACAAGAUGUACCCCAGGCUACUGUGGGAGGCGAGGGAGGAGAUUGCUGAGCCUCUGGUGUUGAUCUUUGCAUCAUCAAUGGGGACAGGAGAGGUUCCAGAGGAUUGAAGAGUUGUGGAUGUUGUUCCCUUAUUCAAGAAAGGAAGUAGAGAUAGCCCAGGAAAUUAUAGACCCGUGAGUCUUACAUCAGUGGUUGGUAAGCUGAUGGAGAAGAUCUUGAGAGGCAGGAUUUAUGAACAUUUGGAAAGGCACAAUAUGAUUAAGAGUAGUCAGCAUGGCUUUGUGAAAGGCAGGUUGUGCCUUACGAGCCUAAUUGAAUUUUUUGAGGAUGUGAAUAAAUACAUUGAUGAAGGUAGAGCAGUAGAUGUAGUUUAUAUGGAUAUCAGCAAGGCAUUUGACAAGGUACCCCAUGCAAGGCUUAUUGAGAAAGUGAGGAGGCAUGGGAUCCAAGGGGACAUUUCUUUGUGGAUUCAGAAGUGGCUUGCCCACAGAAGGCAAAGAAUGGUUGUAGAUGGGUCAUAUUCUGGAGGUCAAUCACCAGUGGUGUGCCUCAGGGAUCUGUUCUGGGACCCCUACUGUUUGUGAUUUUUAUAAAUGACCUGGAUGAAGAAGUCGAGGGAUGGGUUAGUAAAUUUGCUGAUGACACAAAGGUUGGAGGUGUUGUGGAUAGUGUGGAGGGCUGUCAGAGGUUACAGCAGGACUUUGAUAGGAUGCAAAAAUGGGCUGAGAAGUGGCAGAUGGAGUUCAACUUAGUGAGGUGGUUCAUUUUAAUAGGUCAAAUAUGAUGGCAGUAUUAAUGGUAAGACUCUUGGCAGUGUGGAGGAUCAGAGGGACCUUGGUGUUGGAGUCCAUAGGACACUCAAAACUGCUGAGCAGGUUGACUCUGUGGGUAAGAAGGCUUAUGGUGCAUUGGCCUUCAUCAAUCGUGGGAUUGAGUUUAGGAGCUGAGAGGUAAUGUUGCAGCUAUAUAGGACCCUGGUCAAACCCCACUUGGAGUACUGUGCUCAGUUCUAGUCACCUCACUAUUGGAAGGAUGUGGAAACCAUGGAAAAGGUGCAGAGGAGAUUUACAAGGAUGUUGCCUGGAUUGGGGAGCGUGCCUUAUGAGAAUAGCUUUUUUUCCUUGGAGCGACAGAGGAUGAGAGGUGACCUGAUAGAGGUGUAUAAGAUGAUAAGAAGCAUUGAUCGUGUGGAUAGUCAGAGGCUUUUUCCAGGGCUGAAAUGACAAGCAUGAGAGGGUACAGUUUUAAGGUGCUUGGAAAUAGGAACAGAGGAGAUGUCAAGGGUAGGUUUUUUACUUAGAGAAUGGUGAGUGCAUGGAAUGGGCUGCCAGUGACGGUGGCGGAGGUGGAUAUGAUAGGGUCUUUUAAGAGACUCCUUGAUAGAUACAUGGAGCUUAGAAAAAUAUAGGGUAUGGGUAAGCCUAGGUAAUUUCUAUGGUAAGGACAUGUUUGGCACAGCUUUGUGGGCCAAAGGGUCUGUAUUGCACUGUACGUUUUCUAUGUUUCUAUCUCCCUAACCUUCUUAAUGUCAUCCUCUCUUGAAAACUAGUCCCUCUCUUAAUGAGGCAAUCCCCACUGCCCUCUGGCAAUCCUCUCCCAAUAUGCUCGAUGUCGAUGUCAAGAAAGAGCAUGUGCUAGAACUGGAAAAAUAUGUGAAUAGAUAAAUCUCCAUAUAGAUAUAUACGAGCGGGAUAUACCCUCCCUGUUACUAAAGGAAGCAAAGGAGGAGACUGCUGCGCCUUUGGCAAUGACCUUUGCACCCCCACUGGCCAAAGGAUUCGUACGAGAAGAUCGGUGGGUGGCAAAUUUUAUUCCUUUGUAACAGGGAUGAUCCUAGGAAUUAUAGAUGAGUGAGUCUUACAUCAGUGCUGGACAAACUAUUGGUGAGGAUUUUUAGAAGCAAGAUUUACGAGCAUUUGGAGAAGCAUUGACGAGGGAUAGUCGCCUAGCUUUGUGAGAGGCAGGUCGUUCCUUGAGAGCCUGAUUGAAUUUUUCAAGGAAGACAUAAAACACAUUGAUGAGGGUGGAGCUGUGGAUGUGGUUUGAUGGCGUUCCCCAUGGUACUUUCAGUCAGAAGGUCAGGAAGCAUAGGGUUCAGAGAAACCUGGCUGUGUGGAUUUAGAAUUGGUUUGCUCACAUUAGUCAGAGGGUGGUAGAAGAGCAUGUUCUGUUGGAUAUCAGUGAGCCGUGAUCAGCCCCAAUGAUUUGUUCUGGAAGCCCUGAUCUUUGUGAUUUUUGUAAGUGACUUGGAUGAGUAAGUGGAAGGGUGGGUUAGUAAGUUUGCAGAUGACACAAGGUUGUUGGUGUUGUGGAAGGUUGUUGUAGGUUACAACAGGACAUUGAUGGGAUGCAGAGCUGGCUGGGAAGUGGAGGAUGGAGUUCGAUCCAGAGAAGGUGAAGUUAUACAUUUUGGAAGGUCCAGCUUGAAGGGAGAGUACCGGAUUAAUGGGAGGAUUCUUAGCAGUGUGCAGGAACGGAGGGAUCUCCAGAGCCAAGUCCACAUUGCCGUGCAAGUUGGUAGGGUAGUUAAGAAGGUGUCUGAAGUGUUGGCCUUCAUUUGUCAGGGGACUGAGAUCAAAGGUAAUUUUGCAGUUCUAUAAAACUUUAGUUUGACCACAUUUGGAGUAUUGUGUUCAUUUCUCGUCACCUUAUUACAGGAAGGAUGUGGAAGCUUUAUAGAGGGUGCAGAGGGGAUUUACCAGGAUGCUGCCUGGAUUAGACAGCAUGUCUUAUGAGGAAAGGUUGAGUGAGUUAGAGCUUUUCUUUUUGGAGCAAAAGAGAAUGAGAGGUAACUUGACAGCAGUGUACAAGAUGAUAAGAUGUAUAGAUAGAGUGGACAGUCAGAGACCUUUUCCCUGGGUGGAAAUGGGUAAUACGAGGGGGCAUAAUUGAAGGUAUGUGGAGGUCAGCAUGGGGAUGGGGGAAUGUCAGAGGUAGGUAUUUUACAGAGAGUGUAGAGACAUUAGGGACAUUUAAGGGACUCUUAGAUAGGUACAUGGACGAUUAAGAAAUGGAGGGCUAUGUGUGAGGGAAGGUUAGAUUGAUAGUUGGGUAGACUAAAAGUUUGACACAACAUUGAGGCUGACGGGCCUGUACUGUUUAAAGAUGGACAGCUCUUGAUCUCCCUUUAUAACCUUAGAAGGUUGGCAGAAACCCAAAAAAACAGCAGGAAUUUGAACUCCAGAGGUGUAGCUCACUGGGCUUCCUCCUUAUUGCCUUGUAAAACCACUGCAAGUCAUUAUUAUAGGUCCCAGAAGUAAACAAUACUGGUAAUUAAACAUGUUUGCCUGCAGGAGAAUUUGUUAUUUCAGUCAUCCCAUUAAGUUUUGAUUUUUAUUGUUCAAUUGAUUUCUUUUUCACUUGAAUGUUUAAUUAAGUAUUUCUUAUUUAUAUUCAGCCCAUUCCUGAAAUCUGGACACAAUUUGCUUGGAGUGCUUAAAAAUAAUUAUUUUUAUUUGCUCACUAAAAGAGGUUUAAGGGAAAGGGGCCCCAUAACCCUGAAUGGUCAGGGACCACAGGCACUGGAGAUGCCAGAGAUGGAGCAACAUAACCCUGUUCAUUCAACUGAGACCCCAUCACAGGAGGUUCUUGAUCCUGCAAUUACCCCUCCACAAAAUAGUCACUAGAUGAUGUGCAGUAACUUUACAUUCAGAUCAUUUUAGUCUUUUUUCAAAUUGUUGCUGAAGUGCUAUUUACAUAUAGCUGUAUGAACGGGACAGUUGAAUUAUGCCUUAUGGUGAAGUAAAUUUAAUGGCAAGCCUUUCCAUUUAUUUUGUUGUUCAUAAUAUUUUUGGACACAAUGCGCCACAGCUGAAAGUUGACAUCAUUAAAUAAAUCACCUAUCUCAAAUGUAAUGUCACAGAACGCAGAAACAGGCCCUUCAAUCAACUACUUUCAGCCAACCACCGCUAAUUCUAUUCAUCAUCACUUAGAUCUUAAGACAUAGGAACAGAAUUAGGUUCAUUGGCUCAUCAAGACUGCUCCGCCAUUCUGUUGUGGCUAAUUUAUUAACCUUGUCAGCCCCAUUCGCUUGGCAUAAGCUUUGAAGCCCUUACUAAUCAAGAACUUAUCACCUUCCACUUUAAGUAUGCCAAAUAACUUGGCUUCCACAGAUAACUUUUGCAUUUCCACAUAUUCACCACCACCUGGUUAGAGAAAGUUGUCCUUAUGUCUGUUCGAAAGGAACAUCUUUCUAUUCUGAUGCUGUGUUCUCUGGUCCUAGACUCUUCCGCUAUUGAAAACAUCCUCUCCACUUAUGCUCUAUCUAGGCUUUUCGAUAUUCCAUAAGUCUCAGUGAGAUCCCUCCCCUUUCUUCUAAACUGCAGAGUAUACAGGCCCAGAGCCAUCAAAUACUCUUCAUAUUUUAACCUUUUCAUUCACAGGAUCAUUCUCCAUGACCUUCCUUUGGACGUUCUUAAGUAAGGGGUCCAAACCUGCUUACCAAUCUCCAAGUGCAAUCUAACCAAUGCAUUAUAAACCCACAGCAUUACAUCCUUGCUUUUAUAUUCUAGUCCUCUCGAAAUGAAUGCUAACAUUGCAUUUGCCUUCCUUAUCACCAGUUCAAUUUUAAGGUAAACCUUUAGGGAAUCCUGCACGAGGACAUCCAUGAUCCUUUGCACCUGUGAUUUCAGAAUUUUCUCCCCAAUUAGAAAAUAGUUUAUGUCUUUAUUCAUUCUACCGAAGUGCAUGACAAUACACUUCUCUAUGCUGUGUUUCAUCUGCCACUUUUUUGCUCAUUCUAAUCUGUACAAGUCCUUCUGCAGGCUCCUUCCUUCCUUAAAACUACCUGCCCCUCCAAUUAUCCUUGUAUCGUCUUCCAACUUAGCCACAAACCUGUCAAUUCCAUCAUCCAGAUCAUUGACAUAUAAUGCAUAGAUGUGGUCCCAACACCGAACCCUGUGGAACACCACUAGUCAUCGGCCAUCAACCAGAGAAGGCCCCUUUCAGCCAAUCAGCUAAUCUCUGUCCAUGCUAGUAUCUUUCCUGUAAUAUUGUGGGCUCUUGUUUAGCAGCAUCAUAAGACCAUAAGAUAUAGGAGCAGAAGUAGGCCAUUUGGCCCAUCAAGACUGCUUCAGCAUUCAAUCAUGGGCGGAUCCAAUUUUUCCAGUCAUCCCCACUCCCCUGCUUUCUCCCCAUACCCUUUGAUGCCCUGGCUAAUCAAGAACCUAUCUAUCUUUGCCUUAAAUGCACCCAAUGACUUGGCUCCCACAGCUGCUCAUGUAUGGCACCUUGUCAAAGACCACCUGGAAAUCCAAGUAAACAAAAGCUACUGACUCUCCUUUGUCUAUCCUGCCUGUUACUUCCCCAAAGAAUUCCAAAAGACUUGACAGGCAAGAUCUCCCCUUAAGGAAACCAUAUUGACUUCAGCCUAUUUUAUCAAGCGCUUCCAAUUACCCUGAAUUCUUAUUCCUAAUAAUGGACUCCAACAAUUUACCAGUCACUGAGUUCAGGCAGUCUGGCCUAUAAUUUUUAUGUCUUUUGCUUUCCUCACUUCUGUGGUGAACUAUGUGCCUGUCGGGACACGCCCCUGCUGACUGCUCCUGUGGCUCCUCCCACAGGCCCCUGUAUAAAGGAGAUCUGCGGCCUGACGCUCGGCCUCAGUCUCCAAGACAUUGUAUGAUAGACACUCACUCCUGGUUCCUUCUUCCAGUCAAUAAAAGCCGAUAUCUCGC